AUGAGUCAAGCACUGAGACUGAGGAGGAAUUCCCACUUCGACAGCGAUAGCGACAGCGACUGGUGUGAGGAAGAGACCAAGGCACAGCCUCAAGACGAUGAUGACUGUCCUUGGAGAAGCGCUGUAGACCCAACGUCAGGGAAAACCUACUACUAUCAUAGCCAGACUCGAGAGACCCAAUGGCGAAAGCCCAUUGAAAUGGCCAGUCGGGAGGAACGAGAAGCUCUAGCUGCCAAAGAGAGACGACAAAAGGAUUUCUUUGCGGCCAUGGAAGCGAAUAUCAUGAAGAGCAUUUCACAGGGAAACAAGGCUCCCGAGAAGCAGUCUCGGUUGGACAUUGAGUUCGACAGUCGGAUUAUCCCCGACGACGAACCCCUCACGACAACUGGCGCCUCGACCAAAUCAGGUCUGGCGAGUGUGUCGAAUAGUAGCCACCACCGCCAAUCUCCAACGAGACCGAAAGUCACGAGAACGACUUCCAGUAGUUCGAGGUCGCGAGCGGCACCGUCGCGGCCGAACUUGGUCCGGACGAUCAGCUCGAUGGACAACAGCGUGAUACGACAACUCAUCAACCGUGUCCCUUCCUCGCGACAACUUCGUUCCAUGCCAACCGGUAGUAGCAGCAUGGGCAGACAACCCAGCAAUCGAAGUGUAGGCUUCGGAUCCUCGCAUCACAGUCGACAGGGAGGACGAUUGAUGUCCUCACGGACUUUGAAUUCUCGGACGGCAGCUUCCCCGCGGAUGGCGCCGUUGGCUAUCAACAAAGCAAACCUUGCCAGGUCUGGCCUUACUGAUGACGAUGACGACGAAUUACCUCCCCUCACGGUUGUCACAACACCAGACCUGAGAAAACGAGAAAGUAUAGGAAAGGAUGCCUUGGCGUCGCCGGCAGAUCCAAGAGAGGGCUUGAAACGAGGGGAAAGUCUGACGCUAGAUCAGCUGUCUUUUCAUGGUGGCGGUGGUAGUGGCAGUGGUGGUGGGAAUAUGAUGGACUCCCGGUUCAUGGACGGUUCCAUCGGGUCACAUCUUUCCAUGUCAAAUCACAGUUUCCAAUUCGAUCCAAACGACUCGAGUGGCUUUCUUGGGCCUUUUACCAACUCUCAGAGAUUGUCCGGUUCAGGGGCAUUGUAUGGUAACCACAGCUUCAAUUCCCUUGGCUCUAGCGAACAUAGCAUGGGGCAAGGUAUGGAUGCAUCAGCCCGGAGCAUUCCUCUCAUGCCAGUAGAAGAAGCCGUAGACGAGUCCGAGUACAGCAAUCCAAAAUUUGACGGGAGUCGCACUGAAUACUUUCUAGACAUGGGAAGAGACGAAGGAAAAGUUGGAGACGAAAUACCCGAGGAAGGAUCUUUCAGCUUGGGCGCUGAGGAUUGGUUAGGUGCCCUCCCGCCAGAUGAAAACGCAGAAAGUGAACAAUUAGUUGGGUACGGGCCAAGUGCCAAACGAUUCUCAGAGGCCGGCUUCACAUCAUUCUUUGACGAGUCAAUGGCCAACUUUGAUUUGUCGGACAAAGAAACACAGGCGCUGGUGAAAUUGGCCGCGAUUUCGGAACAAAUGACAAAGGUUGCGGAAACCGACGAUUCCGAAUCAACGGAAGAGUCAGAAGAAGAAGACGAUGAUGACAUGCCGGCCUUGAACGAGGCAAGCUCCGAUUUUCCUCUCUUCCUGGAGGAUUCAGAGGAGGAAAUAGACGACAUGUUAUCCGAAGACGAGGCGUCGUCGGAUGGAAACCAGUCGCCUUUUCACACACCCAUAACAUCCAGCACCACCAAGACAACCGGGACCAACUCAACAACAUCUCCAGCCGCGAAAGCGUCAAGGGCUCCACCAGCGAGAGGACUGCAACGAACGAGCGUUCAAGGGAUUACACAUUCGCCCCUGAUUGGGAUUUCAAAAUCAUCAGCAGCUGGCAGAGGAAUCGCACAAUCUUCAGAUGUCAGAGGGGCUAGACCCGGCUUGGGGACCAAGACAACUGAUAUUCCCCGAGCUGUGCGCAACAAACAAAUUCGCGAGGCAGCGCUGCAUGAGUCUGAGGAUUCAUCGCAUGGUUCGUCCACUGCCGAUGGAAGUCUGGGAGUGUCAGGUCUUGCGUUUGCGUCGGCAACUCUGACGAUCGACAAUGCAAGGAGCCACUACAACACAGAAACCCAAAACGCUCCUGGGCAAACUCAUCGGCGCAAUGACUUCUCUCCAACCAAAAGGAACCCGAUGGAAGGGGAGUUAGCGAAUAGUUCUUCGAGUCUGAAUAGUGGCGGUUCCAUAGCUAUGGCGGAUGCCGCCAGAAGGCUCUCCAUGUUUCGCCUGAAAAAUCUUGAUCGAAGUCGACUGCGAGUCGCCGGCGAAGGCCACGGGGGGAUGGAUGGUUCAGUUGGAGACGCUGGUAUUAAAAGUAGUCGUCGGAGUCUUCAUGCAGAUGAUGCAGACGCAAAAAAUGCAAAAGACGAGGAUGGUCCCCGACCGAAUUUGGUGCGCCGCAACACUUGCGGUACAUUGUACGUGGGAACGACGAUGUCAGCGCCAGACAAAGAUGCAACCAUCAAGUGUGUUUGCGGUGUUUUUCGGGCGCAUAUUCUACAGGCUGAAACGGAUGAAGAGCCUGCCAACUCCAUCAAUUUCCGAAUAUUCAACGAUUUAGAAUCCCAGCAAGGCUUUGCGCGAAAACAAGAGAAGCAGCAGCGCCGUCCAAAAUCGCUUCCAGUUCCCUCCUUGGAACAAAUUACGACAUUCUACAGAGACGUGUUCCAAAGGGCUCAAAUGGAAUACGACUGCAUUAUCAUAUCUCUGAUUUAUGUUGAACGCCUAAUCAAAACUACCGGUGGUGCGCUGCGACCCAGGGCUUGCAAUUGGCGUUCAAUUCUGUUCAGUUGCAUGGUUCUUGCCAGCAAGGUUUGGGAUGACAUGUCCAUGUGGAACAAAGACUUUAGCCAAACUUGUCCAAAUGGAGUUAGAUUCUCCCUGAAGCGCAUCAACGAGCUCGAAGUCGCAAUCUUGUCAGCUUUAAGCUACAAGGUGAAAGUUCCAGCGAGCGAGUAUGCGAAGUACUAUUUCCUUCUUCGAUCGAUGUUGAUCAAGAGUGGGCUUGGGGGAGACAACGAUGACACAACAAGUCCGUUGGAUGUGGAAGGGGCAAAGCGGCUUCAACAAGUGUCUGGUCGGUACCAGCAUGGAAUGGGUGCAACAAGAAGGCAAAUGAGGAAGGCAAAGUCUAUGAGGAGUAAGAGUAUGGGAGAUGAUGAGAGGGCGAAAAUGAACAACGCAGCAAGAUAUUCACGCAAGAAUAAGCUUUCGUUGGAACACGUUGUGAAAAUGUAG
Seminavis robusta is the source of this 3309-nucleotide messenger RNA. NCBI's taxonomy places the organism in Eukaryota, Bacillariophyta, Bacillariophyceae, Naviculales, Naviculaceae. The record is from the annotation of a GenBank genome assembly.